UGCGGGUAAGCGCUGUGUCAUCAGGAUUUCGUGCACCGCUCUUCGGUUGUGCCCCAUGGCGCCCAACUUGUUGACACGAUGAGCGAUGACGGAGAAAGGAAAAAACAUCCGCUGCAAAUGGAUGAUAUCGGUGUGUAACGUUGUUGUGGCGCUUUGAGGUGCACUGCUGACCACUUCUUUCUGCCUUUGUUCCAGAAGCUCCGCGGCUCAGCCCGCCAUGGAGGGCACCAGGCAGACCAGGAUUUGCCGCCCGCACAAAAUCAGCGAGUCCUCAAAGGUGUACAGAUGGGAUGACCACUCUAGUCUGGUUCUUCAGAGUCUGAAUGAACAGAGGCACCGAGGCCUCUUCUGUGAUAUUGUCCUUGUUGUGGAUGAGCAGAGAGUCCCUGCCCAUCGGAACCUCCUGGCUGUUUGCAGCGACUACUUCAACUCUAUGUUCACCAUUGGUAUGAGAGAAGCUCAUCAAAAGGAAGUUGAACUUUUUGGAGCCUCUUACAUCGGUCUCAAGGCUGUGGUGGACUUUCUUUACGGAAGUGAGCUGUCCUUGGAUGGAGGCAAUAUUGAUUACGUGCUCGAAACAGCUCACCUGCUGCAGAUCUGGAAGGUUGUGGACUUCUGUUGUGAGUAUCUUGAGAAUGAAGUCAGCGAGGAGAACUAUUUGUACCUGCAAGAGCUAGCCUCUAUCUACAACCUGAAGCGCCUUGACUCCUACAUUGAUUCUUUCAUCCUGCAGAACUUUGGCACGCUGUCUUUCACUCCAGACUUCCUGCAGAACGUUUCCUUGCAGAAGUUGUGCCAGUAUCUGGACAGCAGCAAUGUGCAGCAGGAGUGUGAGCAUGAUUUGCUGCAGGCUGCCUUGCAGUGGCUUACCCAGUACCCAGAAAGGGAGAACGAGGCUUACCAGGUUCUGGAUAACAUUCACUUUCCCUUGAUACCUAAAAGCGAUCUCCUCCAUCGAGUCAAGCCUGCUGUGUGCUCUCUUCUUCCCAAAGAAGCAAACUGUGAGGGCUUCAUAGAAGAAGCAGUAAACUACCAUAACAACGUCACUGCUCAGCCAGUGCUGCAAAACAAGCGGACAGCUCUGCGAACCUGUGAGGAAAGGCUCCUCUUUGUUGGGGGGGAGGUUUCCGAACGGUGCCUAGAACUGAGUGAUGAUACUUGUUUCUUGGAUGUCAGAAAGGGGCAGUGGGUAGCAGAGACCCCUCUCCCAGCCAGACGAAGUCACCACUGUGUUGCAGUGCUGGGAGGCUUCAUCUUCAUAGCCGGAGGCAGCUUUUCAAGAGACAACGGAGGGGAUGCGGCUUCAAAUCUCCUAUAUAGGUAUGAUCCCCGCUGUAACCAGUGGAUAAAGGUUGCCUCCAUGAGACAACGUCGUGUGGAUUUCUACCUGGGAGCUAUAACUGACAUGCUGGUAGCUGUUGGUGGCAGGAAUGAAAAUGGGGCUCUUUCUUCAGUGGAGACCUAUAGUCCUCAGAAGGAUUCAUGGUCCUAUAUAGCAGGCUUGCCAAGGUUUACUUAUGGCCAUGCUGGAACAGUCUACAAGGAAUUUGUGUACAUUUCAGGUGGCCACGAUUACCAAAUUGGCCCGUACAGAAAAAACCUGCUGUGUUACGAUUACCGCACAGAUGUCUGGGAGGAGAAGAGACCAAUGAUCACUGCCAGGGGGUGGCACAGCAUGUGCACCUUACAGGACAAUAUCUAUUCUAUUGGUGGCAGCGAUGACAACAUAGAAACCAUGGCUCGUUUUGACAUUCUGAGCGUGGAGUCGUACAGCCCUCAAUGUAACCAGUGGACCAGAGUCGCUCCUCUGCUGCAAGCUAACAGUGAGUCAGGGGUGGCUGUCUGGGAAGGCAAAAUUUAUAUCCUUGGAGGCUACAGCUGGGAAGAAACAGUCUUUUCCAAAACAGUCCAAGUUUAUGAUAAGGAGAAAAAUAAGUGGUACAAAGGAACUGAUCUACCCAAAGCGAUUGCUGGUGUGUCUGCAUGCGUCUGUGCAUUGAAACCCAAAACAGAGGACAAAAAGAAAAAGACAAAAACAAAAAAACAUCAAGAUCGAGGAAGAUGACUGCUUUUGGAUAACCACCCUUUAAUGGUGGAUUCCCAAAGACCCUUGUAUUUAUCAUUUCUUUCUAACCUUGAUUCUUUAUUUUUCUUUUUAAAUAGGGGGAAAAGGUAUCUUCUGAAGCCUCACAAACGUACAGUUGAGUGGUUUUUGGAUUAAGCUCACAUUUAAGGUAA
Meleagris gallopavo (turkey) is the source of this 2238-nucleotide messenger RNA. Lineage: Eukaryota; Metazoa; Chordata; Aves; Galliformes; Phasianidae. The record is from RefSeq and is a predicted model, not a curated record.